Molecule: messenger RNA, 885 nt
Organism: Dentiscutata heterogama
Lineage: Eukaryota; Fungi; Glomeromycota; Glomeromycetes; Diversisporales; Gigasporaceae
Source: the annotation of a GenBank genome assembly
AUGGCACAGGAAAUAUUUAAUGGUCUAAAUAAUAAUCAAAAAACAAGAACAAGACAUAUAAUCUUUCAGAAAGGUCAAUCUACCCCUUUUUCCUUUUCGAAUGAUGUACUCAAUAUUUUUUCUAAUUCUGGAAAACCAAAAGGUGAAUUAGACUUGGAACUUUUUCCCAAUCUCAGAAAAAUUACUUUUCAAAAUAAUGUUAUAUUGGAACAUUUAGAAAGUAUUGACCUUAGUAAAAAUGAAAAAUUAAGCAAAUUAGUGAUAGAGGGGAAUAGAGAUUAUCAACGGAAUCUUUUUUUUCAUAAUAAUAAUUUUAUUUUGAUAAUUAAAGAAAUGCAAAGUAAUAGGAUAAUCGCAUGCUAUAACGAAUACGGCACUUCAAGGGAAGUAUUGAUUGAAAAGUAUAAAUAUUUGAGGGAACAGGCCAUAAUACCAUAUUUAUUAGUCGAAGACAGAAAGCUGGAGCAAUUAGGAGCCGAAAUCAUAGAACUAAGACAAUCUCUCAGAAAUAAAGAUCAAAUCAUAGACGAAUUAAACAAAAAAGUUCAACAAACUCCUACACUCAAUCAAUUUCGGGAACUAAAUAAUAUAGCUUUGGGAGCAAAAAAUACCUUUGAACAAUUAACGGCUACAACCAAAAAUAAGGCAGGUGAUAGUUUAAAAUCUAUUUUAGAUCUCUUCUUACAGACCAAUAAGCAAAUUAUCGAAUCUGAAGAUGAGGGUAAUAAUAAUGAUUCCUUCGUUCAAGGGCAGCUACAGGGACAAUUGACCACUUGUCGAACUCUCUUGCAAACCAAAUUUACCCAAGAGGAACUAAAAAGUCUGCUAAAUAAACAAAAAGAGCUUAGAAAGUUAGAAAAACAUUCGUUUAUUUUGCAGCAGUAA